AUGGCAGCAGAGGAAGCUUUGCCGCCUUGCUCUCCCAUGUCGCCAGAUGCUCCAGCCGCGCCACCUCGAACAAUUACUAGCUACAACCAACACUCCGAUCUUCAUCAACUUAUUUUUGAAGCCGUCCGUUCCGGAGAAGUAUCAGAAAUUGAACGCCUAGUAGAAAAACUUGGCGUGGAAGUGCUGAGUGCUCGAGAUCAGCAUGGCUACACUCCUGCACACUGGGCUGCACUAGACGGCAGCGUCGCGGUUAUGCGCUAUCUCGUCGAACGAGGAGCACCCAUCGAUCUUUCUUGCUUGGGCACCCAGGGUCCUCGUCCUAUCCACUGGGCCUGUCGCAAGGGCCACGCGUCGGUAGUACAAGUUUUGUUACAGUCUGGAGUUGCGGUCAACGCUGCUGACUUUAAAGGUUUGACCCCACUGAUGACGGCCUGUAUGUACGGCAAGACAGCGACGGCUGCGUAUUUACUCGGCAUGGGAGCGGCGACCAGGCUGUCUGAUAUUAACGGCGACACUGCCCUCCACUGGGCUGCAUACAAGGGUCAUGCUGACUUAGUACGCUUGUUAAUUUAUUCAGGCGUACCUUUACAUUGCACUGAUAAUUUUGGAUCGACACCACUUCAUCUGGCGUGUUUGUCGGGCAAUUUGACUUGCGUAAGAUUAUUAUGUGAAAAGGUCAAAGCAGAACUGGAACCUCGCGACAAAAAUGGAAAAACACCAUUGAUGCUAGCACAGAGCCACCGACACUUAGAAGUUGUAAAACUGUUACAAAAGGAGAUGAAACGCAAGUCACACUGGAUGCCUCCACUUUCUGAAUUGUGGGCGCUGUUAUUUGGAGGCGCUGGAGACUCAAAGGGUCCUCUACUGUUCUUUUUGAUAUCGGUAUUACUUUGGGGAUAUCCUAUGUAUGUAAUAAGAUGCAUACCAUUGACAUGGAACACACUACGUCUGUCGCAUUACUGUUUCCUUUAUUGGAAUGCGAUUAUGUGGCUCAGCUGGGUGAUUGCGAACAGAAGGGACCCGGGAUACAUACCUCAAAACUCUGAGACGUAUUAUAGAGCCAUUCGUCAAAUUCCGUAUUACGACAAAUGGAAAAAAAGAAACGUGAUUUUAUCACGAUUGUGUCAUACUUGCCGAUGUAUGCGUCCUUUGAGGGCUAAACACUGUCGCAUCUGCAAGCGUUGCGUAGCAUAUUUUGACCACCACUGCCCAUUCAUCUACAACUGUGUCGGCGUGCGCAACAGAAUGUGGUUCUUCCUAUUUGUGAUGAGCGUCGCAAUCAACUGCACCCUCUCCAUAUACUUCGCCUGCUACUGCCUGCUGCUCGAAGGCUUCGGCCUGUUAUAUGUACUGGGACUUUUGGAAGCUAUCACUUUUUGCGCUCUUGGUUGGAUCCUUACAUGCACUUCGAUUUUGCACGCAUGCAUGAAUUUAACUACGAAUGAAAUGUUCAACUAUAAAAGAUAUCCUUAUUUGAGGGAUAAACGCGGGCGUUAUCAGAAUCCAUUCUCACGAGGACCUAUUAUGAACUUAAUUGAAUUCUUCGUGUGCUUGCCCGACAAAUGUGAUGAACAAGAUAUUUUUCACGAAGAGAAUAUAUGA
Messenger RNA from Spodoptera littoralis (African cotton leafworm), 1602 nucleotides. NCBI's taxonomy places the organism in Eukaryota, Metazoa, Arthropoda, Insecta, Lepidoptera, Noctuidae. The record is from the annotation of a GenBank genome assembly.